GAGAUGUUAUGUCAAUUUCUCAAUUUCAUGUUUGUUGCUGCAUUAUUUUAAUCAUAUAAAGUUAUUGGUAUUUAUGAUUUGUCUUGCAUCUAUUCAAUUGUGUGUUCAAAGGAACCUUUUAUGUUGAUUUCAAGAGUGUAUUUUAAAAAAAGAUGGCGGAUGAAAAAUCUGGAACUGUAACUGAUGAAAAGACAGUCAAUAGUAUUCUGGUCCCGACAGAACAACAGGUUUUGAAGACUUCUGAUGAAAUUCUUAGCGAGUUGUUUGGAGCCUUUGACGCAACACCUCCGCCUCUAGAUGACCUUCAAACUCUAGAAACCAACAGCACAAUUUCUGACAAAAGUCACAAAAAACAUAAAAAACACAGUAAAAAGAAGCACAAAAAAGAAAAGAAGAAGAAAAAACGAUCAUCAAGUUCUGACUCGAAGGGUAGCAAGGAAUCAAAGAAAAAAAGCAGUAAAAAGCAUAAAAAACACUCCAAAUGCCACAACUCUGAAUCUGAUGUCAAUUCAAAAAAGAAAAAAAGGAAGCUAGGUAAGUUUAGUGCUAGUGACUCGGACAGUGACGUUGAAGAACCGUCGAAUAAAAAACUGAAGUCUGCCAGCAAAGACAAGUUGACUAUUGAAGAAAAGCUGUUAAAUAUCAAAGUUAAAGAUGAAAAUGAUACAAAGAAAACCAAGUUGAAUGGGACAACUACUGUUCCAACUGUUCCUGAAGUAAUACGCGAAAAUAUACUAAAAGAAGCUGUUAGCAAAAUUGUUGAUAAAGUAAUAAAGAGCACUGAUUUGGCUUCAGAAAUCCGAAAGAGCAUCAACGGAUCAAAGAUUACUCCAAUUAACUCUGAUAGUGAUGUGGUGGAGAAUGAAAUUUAUUCUCUAGGCCUACCAAAACAAAUUAAGCAAGAGCCUAAAGAAGAGCAAUCAUCUAAAACUACCGCCGAAAAAUUAAGUGAGGUAGUUCAACAAAUUGAAAAGCCUUUGGAAAAAGAUAAAGUGACUGUCGAAGCACAAGAACCAAGUACGUUGGAGAAGCCUAAUAAACCACUACCUGUUGCUGAUGUUUUUGCAGAAGAUCUUAUUGACUGCGGAAUCAAAAAAGAUGAUUUAAAACCCAAUACAGAUAAACAAAAACACACUGGCAGCAAAAUAAAAAUUCCAAACCUGAAGUUUAGUCAAGUUUAUGAAGCGACAGUAAAACAAAUUGAAGAGGAGGCAAAACUAAAAGCUGAAAAAUACGAGGAGGGUGAAUUAUCUGAAAGCAGCGAAGAAGAAAGAAGUCCGACUCCUUCCGAUCUGUCUAGCUCAGGGUCGAUAGAAGAAAUAAAGAAAUCAGAAGAUGUGAAAAAGAAGAAGCGCUCCCAUCAUCGCCGUCAUCACAAACAUCAUCAAAGCAGUCAUCGAUCAAGAAGUGUGGAGAAACAUAGAUCUCACUCACACAGUGAACAGUCUCAUUCCUCGCAUCACCACAGGGAUGAGAAGAAAGAUAAAUUGAGGGAUAGAGAAAAGAGAAGAAGUAGGGAUAGAGAUGUGAGCAAAGGAAGAGAUAAAAUUAGAUGUAGAGAAAAGAAUAGUCGAGACAGGACCAAGGAAAGGAGCAGAAGUAGAGACCGUAUCAAGGACAAAGCUCGAAGUCGCAGUAGGAGUAGGGGAAGACACAGAAGCCGGAGUAGAAGUAAGGAUCGAACUAAAAUUGAGGCUAAGACAAGAAGCCGAAGCAGAGAUAAGAAGACAAAAGAGAGAGAAAGGAGUAAAGAAAGAGAUAGGAGUAGAGACAGAGAAGGACGGAGGCAUGUGAAAACUCGAGCACACUCCCGUGAAAGAGAAAAAAGGAGUCCUGAAGAGAAGAUUGACAAACAGAAGUUGCUGGAGAUAGCUCGCAAGAAUGCUUUACAUAUGUUAAAAAAUCCAGGCGGAACAGUGGACCAGACUAAGCUAGCCAUCACGUCGGGCGGCAAGACUGUCAAUGAGCUUACAGAUUUCUGCAAGCUGUUGUCCAAGAAGGAUGCAGACGGACAUGAAUCAAUCAGCUCUAACACAUCAGGAGACGAGAGUGAGUCUGAGAAGCCGUUCCAUCAUCCUUUCCAGAUCAAGGAUCGGCCGUCCAGCAUCGUACUUAACAUUCGGAACUCUGUUGCUCUUCCUGUCAAAUCUCUACAAGAGAAGGCUGCAGAACAAUCCAGACAACUCCGACUGCAGUUCCCUGUGUCCAGUGGUCAACAACACCGCAAGACUGAGAGUGAAUGGAUCCCAGUGUCACCCAAGAAAGCCGACCCCCCCUCCUCCACUCAGGUGGCGCUAGUCAAACCCAACACCAAGCGGGUGUUUAAAGACCCUCCCCCAAAACCGGAUAUGGAUAUAGGUUCGAUUGUGUCCCAGCGACUAGAAGCAAUGAGACGACUCCAAGAGAACCCGUCUGAUUCUAGUGCUCUCUCCCAGAUGCAAUCUGCACAACAGCAUAUGCAGUCAUGGGCAGAGUCCAAGCAGUUGCCUCCGGGUCAGUUCACAGGCUCCACAGGGGUCAAGGUGCUGAGUCAGGCGGAGCUCUCGUCCGGCUACCAGGCCUGGGCUCGGAGAGACCAACUACAGGUGGCAGCACCAGUCAACAAUGGUGUAGGAAUGACUCUGCUGCAGAAGAUGGGCUGGCGGCCGGGCGAGGGGCUCGGCAAGAACAAGGAGGGCACAUUGCAACCCCUGCUGCUGGAGGUCAAAAUGGACAAGAAAGGUUUGGUCGCUCAAGAAGAAUUACCUGUUAGACAGCCUCAUCAGGUCAUGAGAGGCAAACCUCGCAGCUUGGAAGGUAAACACCCUGUGUCACUGCUGAACGAGUAUUGUUCUCGACGGAAGUAUGGAGCUCCGAUGUUUGAGUUGGUGGACGAGGCAGGGCCAGAUCACAAGAAGAACUUUUUGUUUAAGGUGCGAGUGAAUGGGGUGGAAUACAAACCAGCCGUCGGCAGCCCCAAGAAGAAGCAAGCUCGAGCCGAGGCCGCGGAAGUGUGUUUGAAAGCUCUCGGGAUCUUACCAAACAAAUAGCAUUUUAACCUUAACUCGGUGACUACUGUAAAUAUCUUUUGUACAGAAUUAAAUUUAUUUUUGUACAGUUA
This is a messenger RNA of Macrosteles quadrilineatus (aster leafhopper), 3100 nucleotides long. Its product is annotated as protein SON-like. The coding region runs from base 153 to 3029 and encodes 958 amino acids. Gene Ontology annotation, biological process: regulation of mRNA splicing, via spliceosome; regulation of cell cycle. Lineage: Eukaryota; Metazoa; Arthropoda; Insecta; Hemiptera; Cicadellidae. The record is from RefSeq and is a predicted model, not a curated record. The transcript is spliced from 15 exons. Gene Ontology annotation, molecular function: RNA binding.